CCCUUUUCUCUGUGCUUCCCUCCUCAUCGUCUAUCUUCACCGGGAUUCCUUACACAUCCAUCGCUGCUUAUUCGCGCGUGUCAACUCGUAUUUAAUACUUUAUCCACACACAACUUCCGCACAGCACGUCCUUCAGAGACGCGGCAAACAUAGCAAAAACACGAUGGGAGCAACAGACUACUUCUCGAUCCCCAUCUUCUUCAUCAUCUUUCGCGAGACCACUGAGGCUGCGAUCAUUGUCUCUGUCUUGCUCUCGUUCUUGAAGCAAGUCCUGACUGAGGAUCCAUUAAUCAAGAAGAGAUUAUCUCGUCAGGUGUGGGCCGGGACAGCCUUAGGGCUAGCCAUCUCGCUGGCGAUUGGCGCUGCAUUCAUUGUUAUCUGGAAUAAGUACGCCAACAACCUAUGGGCCAACAGUGAAGAGCUCUGGGAAGGUAGUUUCUCGUUGAUUGCCGUGGUCAUGAUCACGGUCAUGGGCAUUGCCAUGCUGCGGACGACGCAGAUCCAAGAAAAAUGGAAAGGCAAGUUGUCCAAGGCCAUGGAGCAAGAGAACGAGCGUGGCCUCGGCAACAGCUCGCGUCGCUAUGCACUUUUUAUCCUGCCACUCAUCACCGUCUUGCGCGAGGGUCUCGAGGCCAUUGUCUUCAUCGGUGGUAUUACGUUUUCUGAGCAGGCAAGAGCGAUCCCUGCAGCCGUGGUCGUCGGUAUCCUGUGCGGCCUCUUUGUCGGAUUCCUGCUCUACCGAGGAGGCAACAUGAUGAAGCUGCACAAGUUCUUCGUGGCCUCCACAUGCCUAUUACUCAUCAUCGCCGCAGGCCUGGUCGCCAAGGCUGUUACUGCGUUCGAGGCCAAUACCUGGAACAGGCUGACGGACACGCAGUCGGACGAUGUGGGCACGUAUGAUCCACGCGUCAAUGUCUGGGGACUGAAAUGCUGUAACCCGAACGACCCGAAUGCUGGGGGUUGGGCGUUGUUGAACGCGGUUCUGGGCUGGAAUAACGUUGCCUCUAUUGGCACCAUCGUCAGCUACAUUCUAUAUUGGUUUGCAGUGAUUGCUGGUCUGGCUUUCAUGAAGCUGAGACGCCGCAGACGCGCUCGCGAAGAAACUAUCCUCCAGUCUUCUACAAGUGCUGUAGUUGACGAAGAUGGUGAAAAGAAUGCUGAUUUCUCGCAAGAUAAAAAAAUGGACAUUGCUGUGGCCGGUGGCGACGCACAGGAGAGCGUUGCAGCGUCUGUAAAGCAAGACAGUCAACUUGCUCGUCAUUUCAGCGACCAAACCCUGAAUGAAGAAUCAGAAGUCCUUCACUUGUAAACGACCUUGGAUUGAAUACGACAAUAGAUAGCCUCAAUACACGGAAUAUAAACUUCUAUACAUCCUCGACUGACGUCUGGG
This is a messenger RNA of Gamsiella multidivaricata, 1390 nucleotides long. Its product is annotated as iron permease FTR1 family-domain-containing protein. The coding region runs from base 164 to 1309 and encodes 381 amino acids. The transcript has 5 exons. Gene Ontology annotation, molecular function: ferrous iron transmembrane transporter activity. Lineage: Eukaryota; Fungi; Mortierellomycota; Mortierellomycetes; Mortierellales; Mortierellaceae. Gene Ontology annotation, cellular component: high-affinity iron permease complex; plasma membrane. The record is from RefSeq and is a predicted model, not a curated record. Gene Ontology annotation, biological process: iron ion transmembrane transport.